Phanerochaete carnosa HHB-10118-sp is the source of this 1161-nucleotide messenger RNA. RefSeq lists its product as uncharacterized. The record is from RefSeq and is a predicted model, not a curated record. The coding region runs from base 1 to 1161 and encodes 386 amino acids. Lineage: Eukaryota; Fungi; Basidiomycota; Agaricomycetes; Polyporales; Phanerochaetaceae. The transcript has 2 exons. Gene Ontology annotation, molecular function: hydrolase activity.
AUGAUCCAGGCCAUAAAUCAGCUCGUUUGGCGGCACGAACCACUCAAGACUAUCUACCUCAUAUUCGCCCUCGCGAGCGCCCUCGUGCGAGUGCCUUUUUGGUUCACCUUCGCGCUUGUCCCGCCAUUCCGGCCCCGUGCCAGCUGGACAAUCGGUCGCACGGUCGUCGUGAAGCUUGCGCGCGCAUACUUCACCGCGAUCUUCAAUACUGGCUCUUUCCAGUGGGGGCGCGUCGACCCGCAGCGUUUUGCGAAGAACGAGGAGGGGGUCGGCCUGGUGUGGAUCGAUGUCGCACCAGACUUGAUCCAGGGUGACAUCAAGAAGUACGCGCGGACCAACAAGGUGUCCUCGGUGCAUGUGCCAGCAUAUUGGUAUGGGGACAGGGACACGCACUCGAAAGCUGGCGGUUGGGUGCUGGGCGACGCGAGCCCUGUUGGCAUGAGUGCACCCAUGGUGAAUGACAUGCUCUCGCACUAUCAUCAAUUCAGCCGUCUCCUCAACGUCGAGUACCGCCUGGCAUCUAGUGCGCCAUGGCGCACCGAGAACCCCUUCCCCGCCGCACUCAUCGACGCAAUCACCGCCUACAACUACCUCAUCAACGAGCUCCAUUUUCGCCCGCAGAACGUCAUGGUCGUCGGCGAGUCCGCGGGAGGCACGCUCGGGGUGCAGCUCGUGCGCUACAUCGUCGAGUCGAAGUUGCCGAACCUCCCGCCGCCGGGCGGCAUGCUUCUAUUGUCGCCGUCGAUGGAUUGGGGAAAGACCUUCGCGUUCGGCCCUGGCUCGUCGUAUUACCGCAACGAGGUCAGCGACUGGGUGCAGCCCUUCAGCGCGGGCUACUCGGGCCGCGCACUCCUCGGAUAUCUGCCGCCCUCCGAGGCACAGCUGAACGCUUGGAUCUCGCCCGCAUCGACGAAGCUCGGGAGUGCGGAGGGGCUGUUCAAGGGCUUCCCGCCAACACUAAUCUUCGCGGGCGGAGCGGAAAUGACUUACGAUGCGAUGCGCCUUGCGUACGAGCGCAUCAAGGCGGACACAGGAGAGGAGAUGACGGUAUUCGUUGAGCUCCCAGACGCGACACAUAUCACCUUGAGCUUGCCGUGGCACGAUAGGGAGAAAGAGGCUGCGUACCAGGCGAUGGCUCCUUGGGUCAACGCUCAUUUUUAG